Messenger RNA from Bacillus rossius redtenbacheri, 9357 nucleotides. RefSeq lists its product as uncharacterized. Gene Ontology annotation, molecular function: L-amino acid transmembrane transporter activity. The transcript has 9 exons. Bases 110 to 1555 code for a protein of 481 amino acids. Gene Ontology annotation, biological process: amino acid transmembrane transport. Lineage: Eukaryota; Metazoa; Arthropoda; Insecta; Phasmatodea; Bacillidae. The record is from RefSeq and is a predicted model, not a curated record. Gene Ontology annotation, cellular component: vacuolar membrane.
AGUCUGCGGCGAACCGCAGAGCGCUGAGCGUCUCGUGCCGUGAGCGACCGGACGUCAGUGGACGAGCGCCCAUUUGGCCCGACAGGGGGCGCAGCUGGGCAGAUGAAGCAUGGCCGGAGAAGAGGAGCCCUUGUUGGCCGGCCACACGGGCGGUGGGACGCCCAAGCUGUCGCUGCUGUUCUCAGUCAUCUGCCUCGUCGACCUGCUGGGGGUGUUCCCCGUGGUGGUGCUGCCCCGCGCCCUCAUCGACUGCGGCUGGUUUGGCAUCCCUGUCUGCUUGGGUGUGUUUGUAUUGGAGAUCUACACAGCAGUGCUUCUCGGGAGAUCUUGGACGAUCGCAUGCGAAAUACGUCCUGAUAUUGUCUCCAAAAGCAGGUACCCGUAUGCAGCUCUGGGCGAACUUGCGUAUGGGCCUACCAUGAGGAAAUGCGCAACAAUUUUGCUGAAUAUUUGCAUGUUCAGUGCAUCAGUACCCAAUUUGUUGUUCGUGUCCCAGAGUCUGGAGUUGCUGGGGACCAAAACCUCUGUCGGCUACAUGUCGUUCUGCAACUGGCUUCCCGUGCUGGGACUCGUGCUGUGCCCCAUCAUGUGGAUCGGCAGUCCCAAGGAUCUGAAAUGGCUGUCCAUCGUCUCCGCGUGCGGUGUUCUGACGGUGACAUUGCUCACGUGGUUAUGCAUGUUCGAAGAGCCUCCUGGACCGUUCCCCGUGCAGCCUUCAUCCCCGACGUGGCAGUCUGUGUUCCUGGCAUUUGGCAUCAUGGUCUUCUUGUUUGAACUGCAUCCCACAGUGCUCAUACUUCAAGUUGACAUGCGAGACAAGUUUGCGGUGGGGAACGCCAUUUUCUGCUGUUUUGUAGUGACCGGAGGGCUGGCGCUCGCCACCGCGGUGCUGGCCGAGACCAAGUUCGGCGACGUGGUGCGGCCCAACGUCCUGCAGCACCUGUCCGGCAGCGCGGCGCUGUACGCGGACGUGUUCGUGAUGUCGCUGCAGAUAUUCCUGUCCAUGGCCGUGGCGGAGACGGCGCUGUUCCAGGACCUCGAGGACCAGCUGCGCAUACCGCGGGAGUUCUGCUGGCAGAGGUGCGCCGUGCGCUCCGCCGUGGUGGGCGCCGCCGUGCUGAUCGGCGAGCUGGUGCCGCGCUUCGACCUCAUCAUGGCCGUCAUCGGCGGCGCUAUCACCUGCCCGCUCGUCUUCGUCUUCCCGCCCUUGUUCUACGCGCGGCUGCGGCGCAUGCAGCGCGACGCCGCGGCGCCUGCCGUGUCCUCCUCCUCCUCCUCGUCCUCCUCCUCCUCCUCCUCCUCGACCUCCUCGCACUCCUCCUCGGAGGGGGAGGCCAACUGCGACGGGUCGCUGUUCGCGCGCGCGGCGGCGCGCCUCCUGGGCGGAUGCGCGUGCCUGAAGGUGGACCAGCCCCCGCGGCACCUGGGCGCCGGCGAGAAGGCCUCGCUGCUGCUCGUCGUGUGCGUCGGAGGCGUCGCGACGCUGCUGGCGUCCUACUUCAGCGUGCACGCCACCGUCGUCUACGGCGAGUUCGCUCCCCCCUGCUUCCUGUGAAAACACCUCGACGACGACGAUCCUGCCCGAACACGGAACCCAGGUCGCGCGCCGGGAAUUGGGAUUCCACGUGUCGGUCUCACGCGCCGUGAUGGUUAUUUAAUUUUCUUGCCGUUACUUUCACUGAACGACUAUUCCUAUAAAUUUACCUCCAUAUCAAGGGUACCAGUCAGUAGACCGUCAGUCAUUUGACCGAAAUGUUGGUCUAAUGCCUUUCGUUAGUCUUUUUUUUUGGAAAAAAAUAACUUUCGGUCUAGUGCCUUUCAGUCCGGUGUCUGUCGGUUAAAUGACUGUCGGUCCAAAGUGCCUGUCGGUGAAACAACGAAAUUUCGGCCUACUGCCGUGCUACCGAUAUUGUAUUACAGUUUUGUGUGUGUGUCGUCACAAAAUUUCGUCAACAUAUGCUUAGGUCUGCGAAGUGGUAUUUUACUUCCGCAAAAAAUUUUCUACUGAUGGACGCUUGCGUGAACUUAAUAAUACCUUUAAAAUAACGUUUAGAAAAUAUCCGGUGAGAAUAGUUGUAACCAAAAAUAAAAGUGGCCCGUGAUCCUAUUUUUUAAAAAUAAUUCUGUAUGAAGUUACCUGUGAUUCUAUUCUGACACGUUAAAGUAAUUAAAUAUCAAGAAUCUUUACAUUCUUUCCACUUACAGGGUUUAAGAAACCGUUUAUUAUAACAAUUUCAAGCCCUCAGACAGCAAUUCUAAAUUUUUCUUGGAGUUUUUAGUUUGAUUUGUAAGAACCAGAUACAUAAUUUUUUAAAAUGCAUUUUCUCCCCUUUCGUGUAGAGUUAAACAUGAUACCUAAAUGAGUGAAUAAUGUCAAAAAUAUUUUCUGACGAACGUGCGACGUUGCUAGUGUUUUUGUGCUACACCUGCCUUUGCUUGGGUGGUUGUCGCCUCAAUCACUCUUCAAUACCACCAUUCCUUAAGGCCAUGCACAUACUGUCAACAUUUUUCUUCCAACACCUUCCAAAAAAAAACUUUGUCAAAUAAUAUUGGACGGUCAUAUCGACACCGAAAACUUCACUUACGCAUUCAUAUUUGUUUGACAAGUUGUAUGAUUAAUAAUAUAUCAAAUAUUUCGUAUAUUGGACUGGUUAUAAAAUAAUGUUAAAAAUUUGACGGAAUCAAUUAGAAGCGCGACCUACGAAAACAAGAACGGAAAAUUUCCUUAUAAGAGAAUCUUUAAAUGUCAAACACAUGGGCUAUUAAUUAAUUUAUUAUAAGGUAAAAAUAGCCAAAAUAAUGUUAAUUAUGUAAUAAUGUUAAUAAUGUAAGUAAUGUGUAAAAAGCAAAUGAUUUUUCUUAAACUUUCGAUGAUACGGGACAUUUAUUUUGCUAUACAAAUUUGUUAUAAAUUAAUAAGUAUAAAUUUUCCAUUCAGCACUGGUUUGCGUUAAUUGAAUUUUAAAAUAAGAUUAACAUUGGAAAAUUUUCUGCUAGCUCAGUAUAAUAAUAAAUUUAAUAUUCUGACAUGAUUUAAUAUUUUUUGGAGGUUAUUUGACCAACUUAAAUUGAUAGCGAAAAUUGAAAGCCAUAUUUUGUUCAGUAUAACCCUCUAACUUUAUAUUUAAAUGAAGUCGGAGGCGAAAAUUUGUCCGUGUAGCAAAACAUUUUAACUCCACAUACAGUUGUUCUAUGUUGUUAUCGCCACCCAUGCACAUAAGCCAACUCCUUGUGGACAGCGAUGCCUGCAGGAGGAAGCACAAUAAAGGGAGGUAGUGUACUGACACUAGCAACACUGGGUCAGCAUUUCCGCAUAUUCGCACAAUUUCCCGUUGACUAUGAACGGGUGUAUACACAUUCGACAUACGUCAACAUUUUUUCGCCUAUGGUAUCUGAAGUCUUUCACGCAGAUCGGCAUAAUGUAACAACAUGAAAGAAAAAUUAAAAUUUCUGAAGAUACUGCAUAAUUAAUGUAAAAAUAACUAAGAAACGAUAUCUACAUAGAACUUUUACUGGAUCACGGGGUAACGAGAACUUAAACUUAAGUAUCAAUAAAAGAAAUCUCUGUAACUUAUAAGAGUUACAGUUAAUAAAUAAAAUGAGAUCUUUAACCGGAUUACAGAGUAACAGGAACUAAGCCGAAGUAUAUGUUAUAGAAAUCUCUGUUGCUUAUAAGAGCUAUAGCUAAUGAAUGAAAUGAGCUACCACAGAGAUCUUUAACCGGAUCACAGGGUAACAGUAAAUAAGCCGAAGUAUAUGUAAUAGAAAUCUCUUGUUACUUAUGAGAUUUACAGUUAAUAAAUGAAACGAGCUACCACAGAGAUCUUUAACCGGAUUACAGGGUAACAGGAACUAAGCCGAAGUAUAUGUUAUAUAAAUCUCUGUUGCUUAUAAGAGCUAUAGCUAAUGAAUGAAAGGAGCUACCACAGAGAUCUUUAACCGGAUCACAGGGUAACAGUAAAUAAACCGAAGUAUAUGUAAUAGAAAUCUCUUGUUACUUAUGAGAUUUACAGUUAAUAAAUGAAAGGAGCUACCACAGAGAUCUUUAACCGGAUUACAGAGUAACAGGAACUAAGCCGAAGUAUAUGUUAUAUAAAUCUCUGUUGCUUAUAAGAGCUAUAGCUAAUGAAUGAAAGGAGCUACCACAGAGAUCUUUAACCGGAUCACAGGGUAACAGUAAAUAAACCGAAGUAUAUGUAAUAGAAAUCUCUUGUUACUUAUGAGAUUUACAGUUAAUAAAUGAAACGAGCUACCACAGAGAUCUUUAACCGGAUUACAGAGUAACAGGAACUAAGCCGAAGUAUAUGUUAUAGAAAUCUCUGUUGCUUAUAAGAGCUAUAGCUAAUGAAUAAAAGGAGCUACCACAGAGAUCUUUAACCGGAUCACAGGGUAACAGUAAAUAAACCGAAGUAUAUGUAAUAGAAAUCUCUUGUUACUUAUGAGAUUUACAGUUAAAAAAUGAAACGAGCUACUACAGAGAUCUUUAACCGGAUUACAGGGUAACAGGAACUAAGCCGAAGUAUAUGUUAUAGAAAUCUCUGUUGCUUAUAAGAGCUAUAGCUAAUGAAUGAAGUGACCAAGGAAAGUCCUAGCACAGAUAUUUAACUGGAUCACAGGGUGACAGGAUCUAAGCUUUAGUAUCAGCAGUAGAAUGCUCAAUACUUCAGGCUGGCCGGAGCGACAGGUCUGUCCCUCGGGUAGGGCAGCCGGCUCCUGUGUCAGCCCCAUCCCAUCCAUGCAGACCCUGCCUCAGGCGGGAAACUACAUGUCAACAAUAAUUUUUUAAUAGAAUGCUCAGUAACAUAGCUAGUUUGUAAGACUAAACAAACAGUCUUCGUGCGUUGUAAGAGCGGGAAAUUUUUUUCAUUAUAGGCAUAAUUUUUAUUUAAUUUGAUGGUGUUUUUAAUUACUUUGUUUUCGAUGCCUGUAGACAAAAUACCAGUGUAAGGAGCUUACUAUUAAGGCCAUGCGUUGAAAGUUGAGUACAUAACGGACUCUAAAUUAAUCGAUAAAUGAUUAGUUGCCCGAAAACUAUUUAUUUCUGAGAAGGUAGGGACAAGUUUAGUUUCGGCAGUAGAAUGGACCCUGGGAAUGAAUGCUCAAUGAAAACUUCACUUACUGCAUAAAAUAAAAAUUAUGCUUGGAAUAAAUUAAUAUAUUUGUUUGAUUAAAAAUAAUUAUGUAUUUUUUUAUUGAUUUUUUAAAAUCCAUUUUGCUAGUCAUUAGAACUUAAUCUUUUCAAAGAAACCAAAUGACCAUUAAAAUAUUUUAAGCGAAUUUUAAUUUAUUCAAACAUUUUAUUUUGCAAUUGUAAAAGAAAAUCAUUGAAAUAUAUUUCGUUGUAAGAUUUGAAUUCUAAAGAGGUUUUUAUGUGAUUUUAAUUAUUAAACAACAAAAUUUUAUUGAAUAUUCGUUUAUUUUUGGUUUCAAGCCCUAAUUUUAUAUAAAAAAAGUUUGAUUUUUUAAACUAUAGACCGUUUUUUACUUUCUAUACAUUCAGUUCUUCGUGAUAAAAAAAACCGACACAUUAUUGUUUUUGUAUUCUCGCAUUUCAUGCACGAUGUGACCUUCCCUGUCUUCUGAAUCUACGGGUAUUAGCCUAUGUUUUUGGGUACUUAAGAAUUAACAAUAAGAAUUGGUCCUGUACUUAAAAUAUGAUCUGAAUAUUCGAGUGUUAUUGUGUAUGGUAUUAUAUAAUAUUAUGUAUGAUAUUAUAUAUGAGACCCCGCGCUGAAGAUGUUCGAACAGCUGGUAAACUGCCAAUCAUAAACCAAUAAUUACACUUGUAUACACAGAGUAAUAUUCUUACUUUUAUCACUUAAGAAUUCAAUCGUAAAUUAGACUAAGUGCUCUGAAUGACUCUGUUACGAAAAACAAUUUUUGUUCGACAUUGUGCUUGCAUUUAUUCUUCUUCCUGUUCACACAACCUGUUCCCACAAUCUGCGUGCAUUGCCAUUUUGCAAAUUACAGUUACAUAUCAACUUUGAUAUCUUGGGUUAUUAGCAUACAGCAGUAAUGUUCAUAUAGAACACGAAGUGUUCCGCCAUAAACCAACCACGUUAACAUUUUUUUUAUUCUAAAAAGGAGUAAAAUAAACUAAAACUGUCGUCGAUUUUUAUAACAUUUUUGCGCCAAAAUAUUAACUUCUUGUAUGAGCAUUUUGUAAAAAUUUCUGUACUAUAUUAAAAUAAAAUAAGUCACUUAAAUAUGUAUAUUUGUUUCAACGAAGUUAAAAUUUUGUACCUUUUUUAGUGUUGUAAUUUAUGCAGGAGAGUUAGAUGUAUUGUUCUAUUAGCGUAGGUGUCUAUUAUACAUUUUACCUCACUUGCUAAACAAACCGUAGCUGCAUAAAGACUAGUGUUAGGAGAUAAUUUGUUCCAUUAACACGGCAAAUAUUGCUCACACCCACUCCAUUUUUAUUUGCAUAAAUCAAUACUAAUAUUUCUAUGGAGAACUGUCUAACUUUCAAUUGUGCGUUAAUGGAAUUACUUGCUGCGAGAGUUGUUCGUUAAUUCCUCCCCUCUUUGCUAACUACUAAAACGUUUUUACAUCAAUUUGUGCCUUGGAUUUUGAAAAAUAAUUUUCAAUAUUUGUGCUUUUGUGAAAUGUAUUUUAAACAGUGAUUCUUGAACUUUACACCAUUAAAAAACCACGCAUCAGACAACUGUACUUAAUCAUGACUAUUGCAAAAUAAUAUAUUAUAAAUGGUAAAGAAUGACACCUUAGUUCAUAUGUUACUAAGUUAAUGACGCCAAAAACCUUCCGAAUAAAAGAAGAGGAAAACGAAUUCAAUAAAAACUCUUUGAACCAUAAAUUCGUUGUAAUAUUAUACAUUUUAUUUUAUCUGUUCUUAUGAAUACUGCUUCAUAUUUUGUACUUACUGAAUACAAACAUUUUUUAUCAUAUGGUGUUUUAUUGAAUGUGAUUUAUGUAACACUGAAACUAAAAUAUGAAGCAACCAUGAAAUGCUAUCAGGUUCAAGACCAGGUUGGUUGGUGUUUGAGACUACUUAGCGCUUAGGUCGUUAUGGCACAAAUUCUCGGGAUUCCCUAUUCGGAUUCCUUGUCAAAGAGUGGUUUUGUUUCCCUGUUGGCUGAUAAUCCACUUAAUAUUUCAGUACCUACUAGUAUAACUUCACCACGCACAUGUGCCUACAAUUCACUGAGUAAAUCCAUUGCAUUAAUGGUGUAUAUAGUUUUAUCUAAGCUCAUGUUGUGUCUCCAAGAACAGCUAGGCCACCUACACACCAACUUCCCAAGAAGGAUGUAUCCUUCAUGGUCUUCCCUGGCAUGUAAAGUGCAGCUACUGCCACUGUGAAUUCAGCAUGAAAUUAUCUCCAUAUGACCAAACGAUCGGUAUAUAUUAGUACUACAGAAACAAAACAAGCAAUCUUACAGAAGUGAAAUGGCGUGGCAGCUUUUUGAUGCAGUCCCACUAAUACAUCUGUCGGGUGAAAAUUCUGGUCCGGGGCUUGCCCCAUUGCAGAAAACUCCAGCCGCAAUCAUCAAUACAACAUAGCCAUAACAAAUUUUACGUGCCAUUCCGAUCACUAGCAACGAGGGAAAUUAGUGGGCUUGCCAUCAAAAAUUUUGCCUUGGAUAUUAGGAAGUUAAUUGGCCGAGAGAGACCCUCUAAGCGAUCUAAUUGGUAAUUGUCUACUCCACGUUUUGGAUUAUUUCGCAGUGGUUGGGCCUGUGUGUGUAAAUUAGUUGGCCAAUCACGUUAGGCCGUGUUGCUAGUCAUUUCGGUCACUUCUUCUGGAGUUUGGCAGACAUUACAGUUUUACUUGCCUAGAUAUUUGCUGAGGCAAUAUUGUAAAAACGGCCUGUGAGGUGUUGAAAUAGUGGAAAAGGAUGUAUGAGUCGAGCACAAACCCGUCCUAGACGUCGGACUCUGGGGCCAAACUCCCUAAUCUUCAGUGCGUAAUGGGACCAUAACAACCAGUCCACCUGCUGCAUGGUUCCAUUCCAUCAACCAAGGAAAUCUACUCGGAGAUUUCUGAGUAUUUGUACCUAAACGAGUAAGUCGGAUGAUUACUACCGACUAUGUCUAGCCCCAGAGAUCAGAAUGAGCUUGCUUGCACGACAAGUCUGCAAGCUUGGAUCAAGCUGGAAUCAAGCUUACAAGUCCACACGUAAUCAACUUGCUGCAAGGUUGCUACAGCCUGUAAUUCAGAUUUCCAUCGCAUGACUGAAGCAUUGCAUCAAACUUAUAAACUUGUAUGAUGGUUUCAAUCACGAGUUAACUUGGCAAAACUAUCCCAAAGUUGUAACAAUGUUGUGAAAGCAAGUCAAUAUCUUAAUAAAGCAUUGUUUACCCUUUAAUUUUUUUAAAAUCAAACUUAGUAAUGACAAGCUUGCCCAGUACGUCUAGCUCGCGUUGCUCUGCAAAUCUUCAAAAAAGCGAAAAUGCUACCUGGAAAGUAAUUACUUUGUGUGAUAAGCCAAAUGAUCUUUGCAUGGCUGAGAGUGAGCCAGUGACAUAAGUUACGCCUGUAGUACCUCACUUGAAUUAAAAUCAAGGGUGGCAGGUUGAAGCCAGUUUGUCACUUAGGUCAGAAAGGAUCCAUAGUAGUCGUUAGUAUCUUUCCAUUUUGUUUCUUGUUCAGAGGGUAGCUUCUUCUGUCUGAUCUUAGGGUAUGUACAUUCUCACAUCGCAACGAUCUGAAACCUGUCUCAAAAAAGCAUCUCACACAUUCUCUAAGAAUAAUUGCCAACAAAUAUAAUUGGCACUUUUCGUAGCGGGCCGAAUAUUAAAUAUAAGUAUACCGAUGCACCCGGUCACUUAGCUUGUUAUAUAUUUUUUUCAAUUUCCAGCUCCUGUUCUUAUCUGUAUGAAAAUUAGGUUCUACCCACCUCAUAACCAAGAGAGGGCUUAAAUCCCAAAUCAUUAUCCCUGAUUUAAGUUUUUCAUGUUUUCGCGAAAUAACUCCAGGCAUUUGUUGGGAUGGUUCCCUGUAAUAGGCCAUGGCCGAUUCAUCCCUCAAUUUACCUGAUUUGUAAUACGCCCAUCUCCAAUUUCAUCGCUGGCUAUGAGUUUAUCCAAAAUAGCUACCUUGUGGUGCAUGCUGCUUAAUUGAAGACGAAUUUUGCCAGUUGGUGAAAAUUUGGUUUUCAAUAUUCUCAUAUAAAAAAACAUGCUGUGUCCUGCACAACGUAAGACUGUGAUAGUAAUAUAAACUAAAAAAAAGUUAAAAAAAAGUAUAAAUAUUCAUUCCUAUUUACCAAAUAUAUUCACAUUCUGCAAAAAAUAAUUUCGAACAAUUCCGUGGUCGAAUAACUAUUUGAAAUAAAUCGUGCAAAGACCUUUUGAAGCAUAUUAUUAUAAUUAAUUUUUUAAGUAAAUGCUUUAGAUGUU